Phycomyces blakesleeanus NRRL 1555(-) is the source of this 2154-nucleotide messenger RNA. RefSeq lists its product as hypothetical. NCBI's taxonomy places the organism in Eukaryota, Fungi, Mucoromycota, Mucoromycetes, Mucorales, Phycomycetaceae. Gene Ontology annotation, cellular component: endosome; autophagosome. The coding region runs from base 139 to 2091 and encodes 650 amino acids. The record is from RefSeq and is a predicted model, not a curated record. The transcript has 9 exons. Gene Ontology annotation, biological process: endocytosis; autophagy. Gene Ontology annotation, molecular function: guanyl-nucleotide exchange factor activity.
AUUGAUAUAUAUAUAAAUCACACACACACACAUCAAAGUACAAAUAAAUCAACUAUUAUUUUUCUCUGCUUCUUUCUUUUCUUUUCCUUUACUCUUUCUUAUUAAUAAUUACACACCAGAAUAAUACUUUUAAUAAGAAUGUCGCCAGCUUCGAGUGACUCAUCGCCCACAUUCAAUCCAACUCUUCAACGUUCACGCAUGACAAAAUCAAAAGCAACUUCCUCAACUACUGCAAUCCAACCACUAGAGAUCACAACAACUGCUGUAGUGAUGAGUGAUGCCAUGCGUAAGAAUACAGAUACAUGUCCUGCAGAUCUUCUACCUUUACCAGGUACCGAAGAAUGUACAAAAAAAGACGAGGGCGAUCGUCAUAGAGAAGGGUACGGCUGGAAACAGCCUGUGCAUCACCACACACAUCAUCACUCCAUAAAGUCACCCAAUACUCACACUGGAGAACGUCUCAAGACAAGAAGCCAUCCUAUCGUCAACCUCCCAACCUCUCCAAAUAUAUCCCCUUUAAAUUGUAGUAGAGUUGUCACACCUCUUACAAGUAAUACCGAACCUGUGUUCAGUGUACUUCCUCCGCCUGCACUAAAAACAACUUCUGAUGCCAUGACAGCACUUCAGGAUGCAGCCAAAGCUACGAAAAAGAAAAAGAUUACCAUUCCGUUUACGAACACAUCCAAUAGUCUGGCCGAGCUAUUUGAAUCUUCAUUUUUCUCAGCUGUCUUGUUGGUCCAAUGGUCCAAUGUGGUCGGGCCCAAAACCGAAAAGGUUUGGUCAGCCGAGGAAAUGGACGAAAGACUAGAAAAGACGAUCGGACGGCAGAUAUUAAAUGGAGAGAUGGGCAGAAACUUGAAUCAAGAUGAAGUCGAGGCUAAGUGGGUUGUUCUUCAUCGACAGGCCAUUGUCUGUACUGGGUUUUUGUACAAUGAUCAAAUAGUUGGAUCAUUGUGUGGGCUUGUUUUGGUGGUUCCGACAAGAUAUCUACGUAACUUCUCCCAAUAUUUUGGUGUAUUACAAGAGCGGGUGCCUAUUGAACUUGUAAAACCGCUAGUUCAGUUAAGAAAGGCUUAUAAACGACACCCUGGAAUGACUUGGGCAACAGCAUUAGACUAUUUCACAUGGCGUCGGCUGAUUCCAUUUGUACGGUCUAUUAUGAACCUUGAAUCAGUUUCUUUACCGACAGAAUGCAUAAAGAUUAGCCACACAAUACUUAAUAACGAGUCUCGUCAAAUGCUCGAUUCCCCAUUUAUUGCAAAAGUCAUUACUUCACAUCUGCAAACAGGCGGAUCAACAGUGCUGAUAGGAAACACUCUGACUACAAUGAACAUGGUCAUAAAUACUCUUGCUCUAUUCUUGUCAUCCGAGGAAAGAAGCCGAUCAAGUCAUGCUCGUAAAAACCAUCCUUAUAUGGCAGAUCUGUAUCUUCAAGAACAAAAACAAAGAAAAUGGAAGAAAGAAAUAGAUCUUGUAUCUGAAACUAUAACUUCAAAGGACAUGGAAGAUACCAAUACAAAAUUAGAAACCAAAGUCCUUCAAUCAUCCCUGCCAACCACUCUCGUAGACAUGACCCGCCUAGUUGUAAAGCAGACUCCAAUGUUUCCCUCGUACAAUCAACAUCAGAAUCAAUACUUGGCUUAUAUAAACUCCAAGCUUGAUGAGGAAUUAUGUAUAUUUGCUUCCGGCCAAACCCGCUCAAGUGCUCCCAGUGCAGAUUCAGGUUGGAAGCGACACAAUAUAUUUAAUCGUACAGAAGCAAUAGCACCUUUAGUGCAGACAUUGCUUGACGAGACACGGAAGGUACCUACUCGAAUGCGAGAGGCAUAUAUCCAACAAUGGCGCCACCUGCUUAUUCGGAAAGCAUUAGCGCUUAUAAAAUGGGUAGAAGAAGAAGCGCGUUGUUUUCCUUUGGCCCAGUCAAAUUCUGGUGGAUCAAGCGAUGCACCGGUGACUAAGGAUAUUGUAACUCAUUUAAUGGAUGCUUUAGAAUUAAACAACUGGACGGAUUUCUCUAUCAUAUUAACGCAAGCCGAGAAAUUGAAGAAAGGAAUGGUCAUGUUCUUGAGUACUUAUUCAAAACGACUCUAGCUACUUUUACAAGUCUCUUUUUAUAUAUAUAUAAAUAUAUAUGUACAUACUUUUCUCUCAUAU